Paramormyrops kingsleyae is the source of this 2120-nucleotide messenger RNA. It is a transcript of the gene gca, whose product is annotated as grancalcin. NCBI's taxonomy places the organism in Eukaryota, Metazoa, Chordata, Actinopteri, Osteoglossiformes, Mormyridae. Gene Ontology annotation, molecular function: calcium ion binding. The record is from RefSeq and is a predicted model, not a curated record.
GGUGCUACACACUGGGUACAAGGAAGUGUAGGAAGUUACAUGCUCAGAUAGCGCCUGUCUCCAUAUAGCUACAACUGGAGCAUUUGGGAAAAAAAAUCUCGUCUUCCAUUUGAUCCGAUCUUCUUUAGCUGCGACAGCCGGAGCUUAAGAUGGCAUACCCAGGAUACGGCGGAUAUGGGGGUCCACCACCAGGUGUCCCAGUCCAAGGAAUGUCUAUGCCUGGAGGCCCCAUGGGAGGCCCUAUGGGGGGGGCGGGUCCUGCUGGAUUCCCUAGCUAUGGUGCCUAUCCUGGAAAUUUUGCCCCUCCCCCCGUCAAUGACCCAAUGUUGAGUUAUUUCAGAGCAAUAGCGGGGCAGGAUGGCGAAAUUGAUUCUGAGGAACUUCAGAGGUGCUUGACACAGACCGGAGUCAGUGGGACUUACACUCCAUUUAGUUUGGAGACCUGCAGAAUCAUGAUUUCUAUGCUGGAUGUGGAUAUGACUGGGAAGAUGGGUUUCAAUGAGUUUAAAGAGCUCUUCGCAGCUCUUAAUGGCUGGAAGCAAAAUUUCAUGAUGUUCGAUCAGGAUAGAAGUGGCACCGUGGAGCCUCAUGAGAUGGCUCAGGCCGUCUCCUCCAUGGGUUACAGGAUAAGCCCUAAUACGCUGAGUGGCAUCAUUAAGCGCUAUAGUAAGGGUGGCAGGAUUGCUUUCGACGAUUAUGUGGCCUGCUGCGUUAAGCUGCGGUCUCUCACAGAUGCGUUUAGGAGGAGAGAUGCCAUGCAGCAAGGUGCUGUGAGCUUCCAGUACGAUGAUUUUCUCCAGUGCACAAUGACCAUCUGAAUCACCUGUGGAGGAAUUUGUGUGGAAGCAAGAAUUGACGAAAGGGCAUUUCAGGAUAUUUUAGCUACUCCUUGGUUGCAGAAACAAGAGAGAUUUUUUCCCACAUUGCAGAUCCAGAUUUCAGAAUUUUUAAAUAUUGAUGUAUUAAUAAGCACAUUAAUUGUAAUAAGCGGCUGUGUCACCACCUUGCAUUAUAAUAACAUUGCAUUUGAAAGUGUAAUCUUAGGUUUAGCUUCACCGUACUAAAAUCGGUUAAUUGCAAUGAAAAUGUAAUUGAAAAUGUAAAUAGCAUAUUGAACAGUGUGUAGUAACCUUUGGUGUUAAAAUAGCACACAGGUGUCUGUGUCCAUAACUUUGAAUAUUUCUGCCCAAGACCAUUUGAUCUCCCUUUAAUCCCAGAUUAGUAUCUUCCCAUUAAGGCAGUGGUGAUACAAUGGGUAUUACCUAAAGGUAUGACACUUAAAAGAAGAAUACUCAAUAAAGAAGAUUUUAAAGCCAAAGGUUACUUACUGACUGAACUGCUAGUGUUUCCUGAAUGUGAUGCCCUGCAAGGUUUGCUGAAAUUUUAGUGAUGAAAUUCCUACAUUCUCUUUAACAAAAGCCAAACGUGUCUUUAGUAUCCUGUAACCUGAGUAUAAAAAUCAGCGUAGGUUUGCUCUACAUCCAUGGAUAGUAGUAUGAGAUUUGUGUAAGAUGUAAGCAGGUAAAUGCAAGUGCCAAAGUUAGUCCAGUGGUCGUGUUUACCCAGGAAAUAUUGUAGGUGCAUAAAAGUACAACACUUGGCUGUGUGCACUCAUUUAAAGGAAAAGUCUUCACGAAAACUGUAUGUUUGAAUUCUGUGUGUCGCGCACGUAUGGCAAGUCAAUUUUUGAUGAAUUAUGGCCAUCAUGACAUAAUACUGUCAUGAAAUGUGUGUCUUCUGCCAACACAGGCUGCUGUGGCAUUUUUGUAGCAUAAUCAGUUAGUGCUAAUAAUUAUUUGCUUCAAAAUUUAAGCCAUAAAUUGACACGUCUCAUUUUGACGGAAGAUUUCCGUGCCCCACACGCACACAUACAUGUUGAAGUAGUUCAUAUGCAUUAUAAGGAAAUAUUUCAUCCGUUGCAUCGACUGAUGUCUGACAUUUCACUGAUGUCUCUUAAGCUAAAUAGUAUUAAGAUUAAUUGCCAACAGUGCAUUGUUUCAUUGAAAUUGGACAAUUUUUAGAGAUUAAUAUAGGAUCUUCUGUCAGAUGUGUGCUUUGCUCUGUCCCUGUAUGUUUCUUUUGAUUAUACAAAAUAUUAAAAGUCCUUUUGUAUUUGCCAA